This is a messenger RNA of Candida tropicalis MYA-3404, 489 nucleotides long. RefSeq lists its product as uncharacterized. The coding region runs from base 1 to 489 and encodes 162 amino acids. The transcript has a single exon. The record is from RefSeq and is a predicted model, not a curated record. NCBI's taxonomy places the organism in Eukaryota, Fungi, Ascomycota, Pichiomycetes, Serinales, Debaryomycetaceae.
AUGUCGAUGAAAUCCAAGAUCAUAUCAUUCUUUAGUUCCAGUAGACAAUAUGCUGUUGCUGGUGCCAGUAACAAUCCUUCAAAGUUUGGUUACAAAAUUUUAAAUUGGUACAUUUUGCACGAUUUGCCAGUUAUUCCAAUCAAUCCUAAAGAACAAGAGAUUUUAGGUAAAGAAGUUGUCUCCAAUGUUACCCAAAUCAUUAAUGCAAUUGAAAAUCAUAAAGAUAUUUUGUCUUAUAAAACUUCACAAGCUGAUGGGUUGAGCAUUUCGUUCUUAACUCCACCUGCUAUUACUGCUAAAACUUUAGAAGAAAUUAGUAAAAUUGAAGGUUAUGACAAAGUUAUCAAAGGAUUGUGGUUUCAACCAGGAAGUUAUGACCAAACGGUUUUGGAAUUGGCAGAAAAGAUUGGUGAAUUUGAUAAAGUUGUUCAUGAAGAUGAAUGUAUUUUAGUUAGAGGAGAAGAAGGCAUGAUAUCUGCAAACUUGUAA